UAUUUUUAUUUUAUUAGUACAGUGACUUGGCGAUUAAUUUACACCAAUGUACGUAUGAAAAUUAAUCUAGAAUUUUAAAUGUUUCAUUUAAUGCACCACUAUUUACAGCACACAAUUAAGUUUGUUUUUGCUAUUCUCUUUUUGUCGACCUGCUGUUUGUUUAGUGAUCUUGAACACAUGUCGUUAGUUAUUUAUGUAAACCAGUGACCCGCUGCUGUGUGAAGGAAUGCGCUCAUCCUCUUGUUGAUGCGUCUCCAAGGUUACUGCCCUCAGAGAGCAGCUUGCCAUUGCUCUUUUGCUCAGAUUAGAGCUGAGCUUGAAUAAAGGGGCUAAAUCAAAGCAAAAGGUGAAUUUAAUUCCGCCGAGGCAUGGAGUCGAGACUGAAAUCUGCCCCGCACUCGGUGAAGCGGUGGCAGCUGAGCGGGACGGACUACGAACCGGAGCAAGCCCGCAACCAGCGGUCCCACACCCGCCUCAGCACCUGGACUCCUCUCAACAACAAACAGGGCAACAUUCAGCUGUUUGAGGAGAGGGUGAACCUCGUGCUGCACUGGUUCGACCUUUGGAGCGACGGCCAGAGGAAGCACUUGCUGCUCUCUCUGCUCGCGCGCUGCACCAAGCCUCAGCUCGAGUGCUGCAGGGACUCUCUGACCGAGGCGCUUCCGGUGACGAGGGCCGACUUCGCGGCGGUGCUGCCCCGCUUCCUGUCCCUCUACGUGAUGUCCUUUCUGACGCCCCGUGACCUCUGCAGCGCCGCCCGGGUCAGCUGGCACUGGAGGCUCCUGGCCGAGCAGGAUUGCCUGUGGGUGGGCCGGUGCGUCGGGAGAGGCUGGUUCCUCCCGUACGCGCCCGGGGAAAAGGAGUUCGGGGCGUGGAAGGGCCACUACGUCUCCUGCGUCUCCGCGCUGGACCUGCUCGCCCCGCGGGAGGCGGCCGAGCUGUACGGCGCGCUCGACCGGCCGAGCGCCGACGCCGCCCAGGAGGAAGAGGAGAGGAGGAGGAGGGAGAGGAGGACCAGGCAGAGAAUCAGAGACAAGCUUCAGGAGGAGAAGAGAGUGUGUAUGAGGACGAGGAGAGCCUGGGGCAGCUACUCUAAGCCGGAGGGAACCAGAGGUUCCAGGCCCAGCUCCGGGUCGACGCUCCUCUCCUGGCCUCCACAGUCUGCUGCGUCUUCCCGCCUCCUCGUCAGCGGCCGAGCCGUGACUUCAGCUCCGAGCUUGGAGCCCGUCCAGGCCUCCGGUCUUGGCAGUGAGAGACCGACUAAAGCCGGAGCAGCGCUCUCCUCCUCCUCCUCCACCCGCGGACCUGCACCGCCACGCUCAGUCUCUCCUAUGCAUCGCGCCGCCGCUCCUCCUCCUCUCCUCCUGCUGCUGCUCGUCUCCAACAGGCUCCCUGCUUACGAGCUGGUGCUGAGCGGGGUGAAGGCCGGGGUGCUCGCGGUUCUCUACGACCACAGGGGGACCCUCCCCGCCCUCUUGGCCCAGGUGCAGAGGGCUGUUUCCGGGCGGACGGCUCUGAAGCUCGGCCUGCUGGCUCCCGGAGGGACGGAGGAAAUUCAUCUGCUUCACGGUUGCCGUCUGUCAGAGCGGACUCUCCUGAACCCCGAUCACAGAGACUUCUGGGAAAAACUGUGUGGCUGGGUGGCACAGAGCGACGAAGGAGGAGGGAUUGACGUGUUCUCCCCGCUGGCUGCGUCCGCGUCAGGAGUUUCCCUCAUCCGCAAACUCUCUACUCUGACUGGCCUGGAGGUUCGGGCUCCAGCGGGUCUUGCCACUGGAAGUUUUCAGAGCAUCCUCGGCGAGUGGUCCGACGGCGGCGUGUGUGCUGAACUCCUUUACCAGCCGCCUUCCUCUCCAGCUGUGCAGUAUGUGUGUGAGCGUGUGCUGCAGAGCUGGUGCACGCAGGCCCACUGGAUGGAGGAGGCCCUCAGGGCCGUGAAGAGCUCCCUGGGGUCGGCCCUGCGGCGGGCCAGCCUCCAGGCCGGGGGCCGCGCUCUCGGUUAUUUCGCGUGGGAGGAAGUCUGCCUCGACAAGAUUUGUGUUUCCAAGGAUCUGAGCGAGGCUCUGACAGAAGGACUCGCCGCUCUCACGCGGCGGGAGGAGACCAGACCCCUGGAGUUUCUCUCUGCCUUCCUGUCGAGGUGGAGUCAGGGGGAGGGAGGACAGGAAUGUUUAAAAGAAACGCCUGAGCCGCCACAGACGGCGUUAGACUGGAGAGGAGCCGCUGCUCGAGAGCUGCACCACAGCGAGCGUCUUUAUGUAGCGAGGCUGAGCGCUGUGGUGAAGGUGUAUGAGGAGCCUCUCACAGCAGCUCUGAACUCCAACAGAGCCAUUCUAAGCUUCAAUGACAUCCGGAUCAUCCUCAGCCCCGUUACACUAAUACUGGAGCUCAACAGGGUGUUUUUGUCAGACUUGGGGUCCAGGCUGCAGCAGUGGGACGCAGACCAGUGCAUUGGGGACGUGUUUGUGAAACUGUGCUCAAAACUCCGAGUCUACACCAACUACCUCAACAACUACACCACUGCCCUGCUCACUGUCGACAAGUGCAGAGAGACUAAACCAGCGUUCCGGGCUUUCCUGAAGAGAGUCGACAGAACCCUUCCCACGCACAUGCUGAGCUUAGAGGAGCUGCUGCUGUGUCCCGUGUGGAGGAUCCAGGAGUACGUGACUCUGCUUCAAGCCGCGUCUCUACACACGCCCCCCGGUCACCCCGACGUCACGCACCUCCGCUCUGCCCUCAGCACGCUGCAGCGACUCAGAGACUUCACACAAAAGUUAAAGAGGAACUCGGAGGCAGACACACUUAUAAAGGAGACGCAGCAAAUGAUCCAGGGCUGCCCGAACCUCAGUGAAGGAAACAGGCAGCUGCUAAUAACUCAGGAAGCUGCUUUGCUCAUUAGUCCUGACGGACAGAUUCCAGACUCUUUAAGGACGUACGAGCACGUGUCCGAUGUUGGCCUGUUCCUGUUCAGUGACGCGUUGGUGCUGACACGGCGAAGCGUGCGCCACACGCCUUUCACACUGGCUCAUCAGAGCGCACACAGGUUCCUGGCCUCAGUGGCUCUCAGCAGCCUGAGCGUCAGAGAAAUCACACACACACGCUACGUGCGUCACGCUUUUGUCCUCGAGGGUCCCUGUCGCUCCUGGGUUGUCGCCACAGAAACGGGUGAAGAGAGGGAGCACUUCCUGUCUGUGCUGCGCUCAGCCAUCAGCUCUGCCCUGAGCAGGCAUCAGUGACGGACACACCAGCGAGACAAGACGAGGUUAGGACGCUGUCAGCCUUAAGACCGAAAGGAGAAAUGUCAAGACGUUGAAAAUACUGUAGCAACAUUUCAGAGUGGUUUCACCUGCCAUUUAUCAACAGUAAGACACAAUAAUAGUCAAACAUGUCAGCACGUAUUUUGAUAAGUGGACAUUUCUACUCUUUACACCGUCCCCAUCCUGUAUGUGUCUAAAGUGGACGUUGGCGUAUCUAUGUCUAAGGAGCAAAGGGAGGAGACCACAAGCUGGAACCCGUCUCCUAAAAACGUAUACACUACUUACACAACGUAUAGAGCUCGAUGGGACACGUGGUUGAGCAAUAUAUUGUGAGUCACAAGCACCAUUUUUAUGGUCAAAGAUUGUUUGUUUACAUUGAUACUCCAUUCACAAAUGUGCCACUUUAAGGAGCAGCGUUAAACUACACAGACCUCAGACUGAAGCGUUCAGGCUGUUGGUCGUCACAGCCUCAGUGAAUCUAAAAAGGGGAAUAUGGUCGAACGCAGCUGUUUGUUGUCUGAGCCUCCUUCAGACUCGUUGCUCCCUUUUAUAUCACUCACAUUAAUGCUAACACACUAAAAGGACAACAACAAAACACAAGUGCAGCAUCACACAACGUAAACACACUUUCCAAUCGCCCCUUAAGCCCACAAUGCACUGCGGUUUCUGUCCUCCACUAGUCGCCCUUUCAAGCCUUAUAUACAUGUGUCUCUCUCUGAGCCAAAUGAAACAAACAUCUUUGUGCAUGAUUACUGGAGGAACUCAACAAAUAUUGUUAAAGUAUAAAAAAUGUAUAGACUUAGGAUUGUUGUACAAAUUGUCUUGACUGUCUGUUCAUUUAAAACAUGCUCAAACUCUAUACAGGAGCCUUUGUGGUCUGCAUUCAGAAUUAGAACUACAAUGUUACCAAUUAGCAUUCUUUACCGUCCAACUGCACCACUAAUAUCACCAAAACACUAACAUGGCCCUAAAAAUCAAGUUA
Messenger RNA from Mugil cephalus (flathead mullet), 4239 nucleotides. Its product is annotated as epithelial cell-transforming sequence 2 oncogene-like. Bases 369 to 3236 code for a protein of 955 amino acids. Gene Ontology annotation, molecular function: protein binding; guanyl-nucleotide exchange factor activity. The record is from RefSeq and is a predicted model, not a curated record. The transcript has 21 exons. Lineage: Eukaryota; Metazoa; Chordata; Actinopteri; Mugiliformes; Mugilidae.